This is a messenger RNA of Caenorhabditis sp. 36 PRJEB53466, 4999 nucleotides long. NCBI's taxonomy places the organism in Eukaryota, Metazoa, Nematoda, Chromadorea, Rhabditida, Rhabditidae. The record is from the annotation of a GenBank genome assembly.
AUGAAUGCCAGUCAGCCGCCUCCUGGUGAGUAUUUCCACCUCCUUUCUCUUUGAUUCAGUGAUUCAGGCGGCGGAGGUCGAUUGCCGGAUGAGGUGUACAGGAAGAUCACGGCUGUCGAUCAGGGCCAGAGCACGUUGACACAGUCCGGAGUGCAGGGACUCAGUGCUCGAAUCCUCAGCGCGUGAGUCUUUUUUUCUCAAAUCAAUCUUCACUUUGCCAGGUUUUCAGCGAACCCCAUGGCGAUUUGGUCUUCCAAUUGGUCGAAAUCAUCAAGAAACCAGGACAGUCUCUCGGAUUAUACCUGAGAGAAGGGAAUGGAAAAGACAGGUCGGACGGAGUGUUCGUAUCAAGAUUCGGCGAUAACUCCGAACUGGCAAGGCAAGUAUUCACAAUUAUCUGAACUUCUAACGGUUUCAUUGAAGGUAUGGAGAGGUUAUGCGACCUGGAGAUGAGAUUUUGACCAUCAACAACGUGGAAGUGUCCAUGAUGAGCAUUGACGACGUAGUUCUGAUUCUGAGUAUUCCGAGAAGACUUCUUCUCAGGAUACGGUCAGUUGCCGGCUUAGAUUUGCUCAACACUCCCUGUUUUCAGAUUUUCAAAGUCAAUGCGCCACGAGGUAGUGUCAAGUAGAUUAAGUGAAAGGCCCGUUGUUGUGUUCCAUAAGGUAUUCAAAAGUGUAGAAUACUUUCUCAAUCUGUUUUUCAGUUUCCAAAUGAGGAACGACGGGACAGUGAGUCGAAUGCGAAUGCUCCGAUCCUUUCCCAGCCCACUUCAACCGCCAACACUUGGCUCGGAAAGAAGAGUCGCCAGCAAGUGGAGGUCAGUUAUUCUUUUCCGAAACUUUCUCUCUCUCUUUUUCUCUUUCUCUUUCUCGUCAAAACAUUCGAAUUCUCUUCCAAACUUCGUCCAAGAGCAUCCGCGCGUCUCCUCCCUCAGAAAAUGAUAAAUGUGCGUCGAGACAAACCGCGGACUCCCUCUUUUCUCAUUGUUGUUCUGCGUUUGGAAGUUGAGAUGCGGGCGGGACGGAAGGGUCACUUGGGAAAGGACGGAUGACACGAGAGACGGAAAACACAAAAAAUCUGCAAUUGGGUUCGGAAUUGCUCUCCCGGAUCUGCUUCAGUAAUUCGAACCGCUGCCCUCAAAGGACGUCUGCCAGUCUGUGUGUCUCCCGAUUGAAGACGAUAAAAUGACGGACUCAGUUUGAAGAACGACGCCGGAAACCAGUACUAAUGAAGAUUCCAGUCUCUAUCCGAAUGCUUUCCGAUUCAUGAAUAAUCUGUGCAGAAAGUGCAUGAGAACCAUCACAUAUUCAACCUCUUCUCGCUCGUCCCUUUUAUUCGCCUUCUUUUCUGCUCUAUCAGAGUGCCGAAAACGUCUUCUCCUCAUCGGAAAUUCAGGCCCGUGUGUGGGGCGUUUCGUCACGGCGGUUUCGGCCACGUCUUCUCCCUCUGCUUCUCCCUCUUCCCGCCCAUUUCAUUCAGUUUCUCGCACCCACCACAUAUCCCAUUCGGCACCCCGAUUUUAUGACACACACACACACACAGCCAGCCGCACGAGGUGCCGAAUAAAUUGGAUUCGUUUCUCCGCCAUCUCUGUUCUGACUGCUUAGUUCAGAUUGAUUCCCAUCAGAAGAUGCUACAAAAAAAGAGAACAAGAGACGGCGUUGGAGUCAAGUAUUGGGAGCCAAAUUGCGAUGUGGGAAAAGUGGCAGGAAAACAGGGACCCGAAGUCUUUUCCCGUCUCUCUCUCCCUCUCUCGCUCUUUCUCCGCCCCUUCUGUUCCUUCUUUUUUGUGCUCAAAACGUCGUCGUCGUGCCGCUUUUCGUCUAUUGAUCGUUCACUUAUCUGCCCGUGACGGCUCCUUUCCCUCCCACCUUGAUGCCUUUCCAAUCUUUUCAAAUCAAUUCCUUCAGGAGAUGCGCAACGCCUCGACGUCCUCCGGAAUUCGAGUUCCGCCGGGCUCCUCCCCUCGAUCCCAGUACAAUCCGAGACAUCUCAACGGACAUUCUCAUCCCAUCGGCGCAGGAACCACUCCCUCCGUCUCGAACGAACAUCAUUAUCAAAGGUUUUUCGCAUUUCCCAUUCUUCCCGCGCAUCCUUUUCUUCUCUCUUUGAUGGCAAAAAGCGAGACGGAAACGCUUUUCGGUUGAAUUUGAGAAGCUUCUUCUGACGUUCAAGAGUAUCGAAUGGCUACUUUCAGAUUCGCCUCAGAGCCAUCCGAUUCAGUUUCGCGGACCGCCCGUCUCCCUCCCCCACGACUGGCUUCCGCAACUGUUCGGCGAACGGAGAGCUUCAACUCGGCUCCGGGAGUCUCGACGGUUUAUUUCUCGUGUUUGCAUUUCAAUCAAUUUGUUUUCAUUCCAGAAGACUCCAAUGUACACUCUGCCGCGCUCGUCGACUGCCGUUCCUCCUCCGGAUAUGAUGACUCCGCGAGCAAUUCCACACUCGGCACGAGAUCCUCUCAUGCGCACCGAUCUUCCCUACGAUCCUCUGACUGGCCGUAUGUCUUCUUCAGUGCCCACAGACCCGUUAUUAUCUCGCUCCUUGUGCUCCCCAAUUAUGCCACGAGCCCUGCGUCAGCCGAACGAUAGUAACAAGAGCAACUCGCUGCCGAGACGAAGGCUGAUGUCUGGUCAGUUUGCACUUUUCUCUAUUCGUCAUCAUAGUGAUAUUAAAGGAGGCCGAAACGUGAAAUGGCGGAACGACGUCGUCUCCACUUCCGAUCUUUGCGGCGACGAGAGCGACGGUGCGAUAUCUGCUCCCGAGUACUCUUCUCCGCCAUUCUCCCGACUAACCCAACGUAAGUAAUCGUCCGUUUCCGCUGAGCUAAUUAGCGCUGACAAGUUGUCACACCUCUCGCCAAACGGCGGCUAUUCGCCAUUCCUUGUUUUCCUCUUGUCAAAUUAUCGCAUCGACGAGAGAGUCGUCCGCUCAGAAAGACGCAGACAAAGUGCAUUAGAGGCACUGAAACAAGCGCGGAAAGAAAAGCACGCGCAGAGCUUCAAGCAUAAGAAUGUGACUACAAUGGAACAAAUGGAGCAGAAAAUAUUCCAAGAUUCUUGAAAAGGGAGACUCCAACUCAAUUGUUUUCAGAGCAGCAGUUUCGGUUGUCAAACGGAAGUCCCGGACGGACGGUAAACGACAUCUUCUCGGCCGCAGAAUACCGUAAUUGGGCCGGGCCGUAUGAUCCGAGAGGUGUUUACGGUCCCCUUCCGCCAGGACAAAGAGCAACCCGAUGGUCCCACACGUACGGGGAACAGAGAGCGCCGAGGACGGCGUCACUGCCCGAACGGACUAUUCUUGCUCAGAGUCUCGUUGGCAGUCCCGUCUUGCCGCGCCACCCACCACCGAUGGCACAGGAACGACCGUCUGCUGUAUUCGACAGAUACCACGUGUCUCCGUUGAUGAACAGAAGGGCGCCACUCCGAGCAGCGGGACCUGGAAUCAAUGUGGAUCGACUGAGCGUGAGCAGUUUGACUGGCAUCCUCUACGUACAGAUAAUCGAGGGAAGAGGGCUCAAGAUCCCGGAUAAGCAGAAAGGAUUGACGGAGGAGAUGUACUGUGUGCUUGAGGUGAGGAUGAGAGAAUUGUGUUCAGAACUGAUAAAUGUACGGUUUCAGGUGGAUGAGCAACAUCGUGCACGCACGGGAGUGUCGACUGUCGAUAUGAAGUUCAGAUGGAGAGAGACAUUCCACAUUGACGUCGUCAAUGCCACCGUUGCCAACUUCUUCGUUUACUCUUGGCACCCUCAGUUUCGACAUCGGUUCUGCCACAAAGGAUCACUGGAACUGAUGCACGCGUUUGUGGUUGACCAGCUCAAUGGGGACAGGAUGUUUGCAUUGAAUCUGGAGCCACGUGGACAGCUCAUCGUGCGGAUUGGAUUUCAUGAUUUGCAAGCAAUAUUCAGAAGAACAGUCAAUCCGAGACUCGACGGCGUAUACGGAGUACCCUUGUCUCGAGUGAUCCAUCGGGAAAGAAGAGAAACUCCAAUUGUGCUCACGAGACUAAUCCAGGAAAUCGAGAAGAGAGGAGUUGACUACAGCGGUCUCUAUGUUUGUAAGUAACUGUUUCUCUUUCUCAGUUCAGCAAUUAUCAUUUCCAUUUUCAGUGUGCGGUUCUGUUGAAAGAAACAAGUGCUCCGCAAUCAACUAGAGCAGAAUCCGCUUGGCACUGAGCUCUCCAUCGACACGAUCCCGGAUACGAAUGUGCUCGCCUGUCUUGUUAAAGAUUUCCUCCGCGAACUUCCGGAACCUCUGGUGUCUCCACAGAUCCACGCAAUGCUCAUCGAAGCAGCCUCCGUUGCUCUGCCCAAUGACAUCCAAGCGAAUCGGGCACUCGUUCUGAAGAUCAUCGACUGUCUGCAGUUGUCCGCGAAGAACUGUCUUCUGCUCGUGCUCGACCAUCUCAGCUCGAUCCUCUCUUCCUCUCCGCACAACGGACUGACGCCCUCCCGACUCUCUCUGGUCCGUUCUUUCUUCUCUUUCCCUCUCUCUCUCUCUCUCUCUCUUCCAACAACUCCCAUCCUUUUUCAGAUAUUCGCUCCGCUCCUCUUCUGCUGUCUGGACACAAUGUCCCCGUACGCAGUCUCCCCCACAUCCAAACAGAGUGCCGUCCGGACUUUGGAUGUAAAUCAGGCUUCCUCAAGUCUCCAGAUGAUCCUCUCGAUCUGGCCCUCAAGAGUUAGUGAGUUGGUCGAGUUCUUUCCUUUUCUAUUUCACUUUCCUAUGUCAGUGGCACUCAAGAGACACGUGUUUCCUUUCCUAUCGCACGUUCAUUCUGAUUCUCCUGAAAUGGUCUUUAGAUCUUUAGAUCUGCACGAGUAAAAAGCAUGGAGCACACAUGAACGAUUGAGUCAACCACACUUGAUAGCUAGCACAUUAAAUGGAUCAAAUUGUAUCAAAUCAGAGCAAUUUCAGACAGCGAGAGCGGAUCAGAUAGUUCGGCCACGACAUGUCAGAAAGGAGGCUUCAUCUCCUAUGUCUCGGAAUCGCAGUGCUGA